CAGUCACGUGACUGCUGUGAUGUCAGAGUGUCCUUUAGAGGGAUAGAAUCUAGCCGCUACCCUGGCUGCACUGGGCCAGAUUACAAUACACUGAGGCUGGAGGAAACAGCAGCUUGGCAGCUGAAACUGCAGGUACUCCAGCUAGCAGGAUAAGCAGAGAAGGGGCAGCAAUUCAGAGCAAGGCUGAAGCAGCAGUGAAUGGUUACUUCCCCUUCCUCUCAGCCUGAUUGGAUUCCUUCCCUUCCCUCUCAGAGAUUGUCAUCUGCAUGUCCUGACCUCACUACAGGAGCACACACAGGAAAAUGUCUGGUAUGAGAUAUUACCGAGUGAAUAAUACCAGAUCCACAACACAGCCUGAUUGGUGAAUACUCACUAUGGAUAACAAACCACCGUCCCGUGAUCUCUAUCGUGCUGCUUUAUUGCUGAGUGCGGCAGGGGAUGCUCUAGGCUACAGGAACCAGCUCUGGGAAUAUUGCAAGUCUGGGCCGCAAAUACUUAAGGAACUGCAGGAGCUUGGUGGCCUCUCAAGUUUAAGGGUCACCCUCCCUGAUUGGCCGAUCAGUGACGACACCGUGUUACACCUGGCAACAGCUGAGGGUCUGGCCACAGGAAAGCUAGACGAAGAUCUGUACCAGGAACUUGCUGGCAGAUAUGUAUCUGCAAUGUUAGACAUGGAAGGGAGGAAGCCUGGCCCCACCAGCAUUCUGGGAACCUCCCAGCUGCGUCCUGGGGAGCCUGGAGGGUACAAAAUUCCUUUUAACCCUACAGCAACUGGCUGUGGGGCAGCUAUGAGAGCCAUGUGCAUUGGACUAAGGUUUCCUCGGCCCUCGGAGGUCUCUGUUUUGGUGGCGGUCAGCAUAGAGAGUGGGAAGAUGACUCACAAUCACCCCACAGGUUACUUGGGCUCACUUGCUUCAGCCCUAUUUGUAUCUCUCUCUGUGCAGAGGGUUCCUCUGGAGCUAUGGGGAUCUCGCUUACUGGAAACUCUCCCGCUGGCCCUUGAGUAUAUUCGGUCUACAGAGAGUAAUACAGAAAGUCACCUGGAAUCGUGGGAUUAUUUCAGACAGAGCUGGGAAAGAUACCUGUCAGAAAGGGGCUUAUUGCAGGGAUCUGGACCAGCAGUGUUCCCAUCUCCAUAUGGAGCUGCAGAGCGGGACAUUGAAUACAGUCGGUGGAGCCUGGAUGGAUGGCCCGGGAGAAGCGGACACGAUGCACCUAUGAUUGCUUAUGAUGCUUUGCUAAGUGCUGGAGAAUCUUGGGAGGAAUUAUGCCACAGAUCCAUGUUCCAUGGUGGUGACAGCGACUCCACUGGGGUGAUUGCCGGCUGCUGUUGGGGAGCUCUUUAUGGAUUUUUGGGGGUCCCUGAAGGAAACUACAAUGCACUGGAGUACAGAGAGCGUCUAGAAGCAGCAGCUGAUCACUUGCACAAGCUGGCCUGGGGGAAUCUUUAGCUUGAUUGGUCAAUUCGGUUAAUUAGAUUUCCCUCUGUUCCACCAUCAGUACUUACCUCACACACCUGUUUUACCUUCUACUACUUAAAGGGACAUUAAACCCCAUGAUUCAGAUAGCAAAUACAAUUUUAAACAACAUUCCUAUUUAUUUCUGCUAUCUAAUUUGCUUCAUUCUUUAGAUAUCUUUUGUUAAAGAAAUAGCAAUACACAUGCGUGAGCCAAUCACAUGAGGUAUCUAUGUGCAGCCACCAAUCAGAAGCUACUGAGCCUAUCUAGAUAUGCUUUUCAGGAAAGAAUAUGAAGAGAAUGAAGCAAAUUACAUAAUAGAAGUAAAUUAGAAAGUUGUUUAAAAUGGCAUUCUCCAUCUGAAUCAUGAAAGAAAAAAUUUGGGUUUAAUGUCCCUUUAACUAGUUAAUAGGUUUUGCCCCAUAUUCUCUCCUCAACGCCCUGUUAAUCUUUAAACUUCCCACCAUAAUAACACAUUUUGCAAAAUUGCUGUUUCACAGGUAACCAGUGUUAUAAAACAUUUAGAACUGGGGGACCGACACAUCCCCAAAAAACAGGACAAAAGUCUGUAUGUUAGCAUAAAAAAAUAAUUGUCUUUCUCCUUAAUAAUAAAUAAACAUAUUUUGUGUAAUGAACAGAA
Molecule: messenger RNA, 2097 nt
Organism: Bombina bombina (fire-bellied toad)
Lineage: Eukaryota; Metazoa; Chordata; Amphibia; Anura; Bombinatoridae
Product: ADP-ribosylhydrolase ARH1
Exons: 10
Coding region: 375-1451 (358 amino acids)
Biological process (GO): protein de-ADP-ribosylation
Molecular function (GO): magnesium ion binding; ADP-ribosylarginine-[protein] hydrolase activity
Source: RefSeq, a predicted model, not a curated record